AUGGUAUCGCAGAACAACGUGAAAGAUCAUCACACAUUGAAGAUGGCCGACACAACGGCGGCGGCGACGACGACGCCCGCGACGGAUGAAGAGCCGACUGGACUGCUCUCGAAGGAGCUCAUGGAAGAGUUGGGUGGGAACGAAGACGACUUGCUCACCGUGCGCAAGAAAAAAGUCAAAGGACAGGCCAAGCCACCAAGUGAGGAGGUGAUGAAGGCGGCCACGAAGCUAAGCAACAGCAAGCGCAAAAAGCUCGCGCAGCUUGAAGCGCGCAAGGCCAAGGAGGCUCGUCGCGACGAAGUGUUUCAGUCGCUGGAGUCAAAGAAGCUGUCCCAGGAGCAUCUGAAUCUCAUGUACUCCACCGCCCGCCUGGGCCACAAGGAGACUUUGAAAGAAAGGCUAAAACGCUCGAUGAAUCAAGAAAAGGCAGGCCUGACUCUCACAGAUUCUGCACGCGAGGAGCUGUACCCGGACCUCGGUGAACGCAAGGGCGACGACGUUCCCGACUUAGGGCCCGUGGAUAACUCCACGGGAGGUGUUGAUGCGCCAGUGGUCAAAUCGGCCGUGGUGCCGACAUUGCGCAACGAUGUCAUCUCGCCCAGUGCAGAUUCGACGUCGAAGAAAGCGAAAAAGAAGAAGGUCGUGCUCUCUACCGCGGCGGCGCCAGCAAAGUCGAGUCUUUUCAGUCCUGCUUCCGCCGAACUGCGAGCUCCUGCAGCACCUUCUACAGAUGAGAACGACGCAUCGUCCACCAAACCCGCCGUGAUCGACGAGAAAGUAUCGUCCGAGUCGGCCAUGAUGGCCAAGUUGCUAGCCCUGCGGGCCAAGAACGAAGCGAAGCGUCGGCUCAAGGCAGAGGGAGGAAAUCCUGCGGCCCCCGUACGUGCCGUCGUCGACAAGUACGAUGCCCUGCCCAAGUACACACCACAAGCCUUGCACUUGCACACGACGCACGAAAUGCUGGCGCUGGCCAAGACGGUUGCGCCGCUCCAACUCCAGCAAAAGGUGGUUGUCCAUCGGUUGGACGCGAUUCAGCUGGGUCGCAUGCAGUUGCCCGUGUGCAAUGCGGAGCAGGAGAUCAUGGAAGCAAUUCAAAACAAUUCGGUGGUCAUCUUGUGCGGCGAGACUGGGAGCGGCAAGACGACGCAGGUCCCGCAGUUCUUGUACGAAGCAGGGUAUGGCACCGACGGCAUGCACCCAGGCAUGAUUGGUGUGACACAGCCACGGCGCGUCGCGGCGGUCAGCACCGCCCAGCGCGUCGCCACCGAGCUCAACGUCGACUUUGGCCAGCGCGGCGCGGUGGGGUACCAAAUCCGCUACGACAACGAGCACGUCGGCGACGCCACUCGCAUCAAGUUUAUGACGGACGGGAUCUUGCUCAAAGAAAUCCAACAGGACUUUCUCUUGAAAAAGUACUCGAUCAUCUUGCUCGACGAAGCGCAUGAGCGCAACGUGAACACAGACAUCUUGAUCGGGCUCUUGUCGCGCGUUGCGCCAUUUCGUGCCCAAAUGGCGAUCGAAGAACGAGAGCACUUCGACUCGCUGUCUCUUGCCGACCAGGCCUCGGCGCCGCCCCCGAUUCAACCACUCAAGCUGGUCAUUAUGUCGGCAACGCUGCGCGUGGAAGAUUUUACUCAAAACAAGACGUUGUUUCCGACCCCGCCGCCUGUGAUCAAGGUCGAAGCGCGCCAGUACCCCGUCACCGUCCAUUUCAACAAACACACGGAGUUGCACGACUACGUCCAGGCCGCGUACCAAAAGGUGGCAAAAAUCCACCGCAGGUUGCCGGAGGGCGCGAUCCUCGUGUUCUUGACUGGCCAGCGCGAGAUUCUGCAGCUCGUGCGCCAGCUCCGACGCACGAUGGGUUCGUCCCAGCGAAAGAAACUUGUCCAGGCAUCGACCCAUCGCCGCAACAGUGUGCAAAACGAGGCUUGGUACAUCCGGGAGCAUGACGACGAUGACGACGAAGCCGACUUGGACGACGCGGAUGUGUACGGGGACGAAGAAGAGGUCGACGACGACAAGAGUGACGAUGGAGACCGCGACGGGGACUUGGACGGCGACGCCAACGCGAUCGACGAAGCAGACGACUUGUUUCCUUUUGUCCAUGUGCUGCCGCUGUAUUCGAUGCUAGCCAACGACGACCAAAUGAAGGUGUUUGAGGCGCCGCCGCCAAAACACCGCCUCGUUAUUGUCGCCACCAACGUAGCCGAAACAUCGCUGACAAUUCCCGGCGUUCGCUACGUGGUCGAUGCGGGGCGGACGAAAGAACGAGUGUUUGACCUCAAAAGCGGCAUCUCUCAGUUUCAAGUCCAGUGGAUCAGCAAAGCGAGUGCCGACCAGCGCGCCGGUCGUGCCGGACGGACAGGACCUGGCCAUUGCUACCGCUUGUACUCGUCGGCCGUGUUUGACAAUGAAUUCAAAACGUUUUCUCCGCCGCAGAUCUUGUGCCAGCCCAUUGAAGAUGUUGUCCUGCAAAUGAAAGCGAUGGGGAUCGAAAACAUUCUCCAAUUCCCGUUCCCGACGCCCCCGGAAGCGAUCGCGUUGCACGCAGCCGUGACCACGCUGCUGCACUUGGGUGCACUCGACCGCACGACGAAUUCCAUUACAGGGCUGGGCAAAACGCUGGCUGGGUUCCCUGUGGCCCCCAGAUUUGCCAAAAUGUUGUUGUUGGCUCAACAAGUCGGGUGUUUGGAGUAUGCGAUUGCGGUCGUCGCGAGCCUCAGUGGGCAAUCUCCUUUCAUUUUGGAGCGGGAGCGGAAGGAGACGCAGAAAUUUCAAAAGGAAGAUGCCACAAACGACACGCUGCCGACUGACGCUUCGACCGCCGCCGACACGGAGACCCGAAUCGACGCGUGGACAGAAGAGCUUCAAGAAGCGGAAGCGAUGAAGCGCCACACGCAAUGGAUAGACAACGACAGCGACGUCCUGAGCAUGCUUCGCGCCGCCGGAGCGUACGCGUACAGUGGCGGGUCGACCUCGUUCUGUGCUGAAAAUCACUUGCACGAAAAGAUCAUGGAACAAAUGCUCAAACUGCGCGGCCAGCUCACCACGAUUGUAAACAAGCUCGUGGGGGCCACCGCGCUGACACUGCGGCCCAACAUGCCACCGCCGUCUGACGACGACCAGGACUUGCUGCGUCAGAUCAUUGCUGCAGGAUUCGUCGACCAAGUCGCGCGGCGAGUGCCCGCAGGCACCAUCACGAGUGGGUCCAAGAUCGAGCGGAAUUGUGCUUACAUGUCUUGCAACGACGUUGUGACGGAGCCGCUGUAUAUUCACCCGCACUCGCAUUUGUUCACGACCGACCCAAGCAAGCUACCGCCCUACGUUGUUUACACCAACGUCGUACGAACGUCCAGAGCGUACAUGAAGACUGUGACUGCGGUCGAGCCGGACUGGUUGUUUUCUGUGGCGGCCAACACGCCGUUGUGCGAGACAUCCGAUCCGUUGGCGGCGCCGCCGCCAAAAUACAAUGCUGCACUGGACCGCGUCGAGUGCUAUGUGAAGCCCAUGUACGGCAGUCACAAAUGGGAGUUGCCUGCAGCGUUGGUGGAAUACCCCGACGGACCGGUCAAAUUGCGAUGGUUCGGUCGAUUUUUGCUGGACGGACUCGUCGUCCCAUCGCUAAAGCCAUUCUUGGCCAACAAACUGCGCGAGCCGAGCUUGUCGCUUAUCAAAAAGAAGUUUGAUGUCAAGAUCCAAGUGCUCGUGUCGGCCCUCGAACGCGCCAAAGUCAGCUCUCGUAGAGCUCUCGUUGCGCAGUGGCAGCGCAACCCCAAGUUCUUGCACGACGAAUUGCUGAGCUGGGUUCAAGACAACCACAAGGCAGCUCUGAAGGCGCAGUGGAAGGCCAUUAUUGCCUUCUUUUCGACUGGGGACGUGCCGCCGACGACGAUGCCGAAGAAGAUGGUGUUCGUGACGGUGGGAACGACGUGCUUUGAUGAGAUGAUCGCGGCUGUGGACACGGACGAAGUCCAUGCGAUUCUCAAGCAGAAGGGAUAUGACGAAAUCCUGUUUCAGAUUGGCCGUGGCACGCACGAACCGCGCGUUAUUGCUAACGACACCUUCACCACAUCGUUCUACCGGUUCAAUCCAGCGUACAAGGACGACAUCCGGCGGGCAUCUCUCGUACUCAGUCAUGCCGGCGCUGGAUCCAUCAUGGACACCCUCGUCGAGCGCAAACACCUGAUCGUGAUUCCGAAUACACAACUCAUGGACAACCAUCAGGAAGAGUUAGCGGGGGCGUUGGCGGAACGGCACCACUUGGUAGCGACGACGUGCAGUCUGCUUGCGUCCACGCUUGCCUCGGUGGACUUGAAGACACUCGUGCCAUAUCCAGAAGUUGACGAAGAAGCGUUUCCGUCGCUCGUCGACUGCAUCGUCAUGUCCGGUCGUUCGAUCAAGCACGCAUGACGACUCCAGCCUGAUUUUUUAUCAACGUACAGGAAACAAAAGGUCAUGCCGCCAAAACCGACGUUUUGAGUGCAGGCUUGCGGCAGCUUCCUCGCUGCCGACAACUUUACGUGCGAGCGCGGUCACAAGUGCUUUCUGAACUCUUCUCGUUCCACCAGUUUUGGAAUGACGCUUGGGCACACGACUUCAUCCAAUCCAGCUGAUCGACAUCUCCGUCCCCCAUGGAAUCUCUAUCGACUACAAUCUCUGCUGAUGAGGUGUGCUGGAGAUGGGAGCUGAUUUCAUGUAGCCUCAUCUUGACCGUGGAUUCCAAGCGGGACCAACAGUUUUUUUGAAAGGGUUGUGCUUGCAACGACGAGCGUCCAGAUCCGUCGCGUCAGUCUCGUACUCUCGUGGGUGUCACACAUCUGUGAUGGUGUAGCUGGUCCGACUGGCGACGCCUCCAUGCUUGCCACAGCCCAACCGUGCAUCGGGCAACAGUUUGUUCCGUUCGCACCGAUGGCUAUUCAUGCAAACCGGAGGUCGUGCAGUGAACAAAGAUCAUUCGUUUGAACUUUUUCCCUCCGCCUCGUCGUCGCUCUCUUCGUCGUCUUCGUCAAACACGAGCUGCUCGUUGCGCUUGAACGACGUCGACUUGGUGAGGUGGAUCUGGGUUGCC
Aphanomyces invadans is the source of this 5071-nucleotide messenger RNA. RefSeq lists its product as hypothetical. Gene Ontology annotation, molecular function: ATP hydrolysis activity; RNA binding; ATP binding. The record is from RefSeq and is a predicted model, not a curated record. The transcript is spliced from 19 exons. Gene Ontology annotation, biological process: maturation of SSU-rRNA from tricistronic rRNA transcript (SSU-rRNA, 5.8S rRNA, LSU-rRNA). Gene Ontology annotation, cellular component: nucleolus; intracellular anatomical structure. Bases 1 to 4413 code for a protein of 1470 amino acids. NCBI's taxonomy places the organism in Eukaryota, Oomycota, Saprolegniomycetes, Saprolegniales, Verrucalvaceae.